Messenger RNA from Clupea harengus (Atlantic herring), 4648 nucleotides. RefSeq names its product zinc finger protein 711-like. NCBI's taxonomy places the organism in Eukaryota, Metazoa, Chordata, Actinopteri, Clupeiformes, Clupeidae. Gene Ontology annotation, biological process: regulation of transcription by RNA polymerase II. The record is from RefSeq and is a predicted model, not a curated record. Gene Ontology annotation, molecular function: RNA polymerase II transcription regulatory region sequence-specific DNA binding; metal ion binding; DNA-binding transcription factor activity, RNA polymerase II-specific. Gene Ontology annotation, cellular component: nucleus.
UGGUUUAUGAAACUGGCCAAAAUGGCGACCUUGCGGUUUGCGUUUUGUUUGAAAUGAGUGAAUCUGAACAGUGAUCAGAAAACUGGUGACCGCCAUGUUUGUUGUUCCUGAGCUAGCUUGAAGCUAAGCUACUGUUACCCAUAAACAGUGAAGUCGAGCGCUCUUUCUACUGUGUAUGUAUGAAAGGGGGAGGGAGGUCAUCGUUUCAAAACGAUAACAUUCCUAAAUGCCAUUAUACAUAUAAGCUACUCAUAUGCUGAGUUUUUCUCUUAAAAUAAAUAAGCUAAACGUUUCUAUUCACCUUUUAUUGAUGUCACAGUAAUAUUUUCUGCAUGUGGAUCUACCAGCUGGUGUUCUAAUUGUAACCCCUGUAUUUAUCCUCUGCUGGUAAAUACUGCUGUAGUACUGUGGGACUGCACAUUGUGAAGAAGGCUCGCAGUGGCUGCUAAUAUGGGGAUGGACCUGGCCAGGGAGAGGCAGUUGUAGAGGAAAGUUAAGAGAUCCCCAUGAAUACACUAUGACUACAAUUGUCUAUAGAAAUUAGAUUUUAAACAAAGCUGGUGGAGUUUACGUAACAGAGGGCUGAUUGUCUAUAAACACGAGCAUUAUCUGUUCUGCUUGUGAUGUUCCAGAUGACAGGCCAGGGUGGACUAAGAUGGGGAAAGCCCCAAAACGGGUCGCUGAAUACAGCAGCAUCAGACUAGCAUGGCUACAUUUAAAGGAGCCAGCGACAGAGCAGACUUGGCCCAGGAAAUCUUAGACCAACAAUCAAUCACAAGUGUUUUGUUUUCAGCAGUGAAGCCUACGGUGUCUUCGUCCUCGUGCGGAGACAUACGUACCAGGGGAUGUCAGCCCAGUUUGAUCUUAGGUUUGGGCCCCUGACGUGUCUGAUAGAGGGGCCAGGCUCAGUUUGACACAGGGAACAUGCCACGGAGUCUGACCCCCGACCUCUGACCUCCUCCUACUGCCGCUGGGGUUCCUCUCAGAUCAGCAUACGGGGUAGAGAUCAUCACCGCGCUCGCUAGUCUGCGUGCCGUUCUCUCUACACAUUUUAACACCGACCAAUGAGGUAGCAGAGGGCAGGGCCAUGGAUGACCACAUGACCAGGCUGGCAAUCCACUCCCAGGAGCCGAAGAUCAUACUACACGGAGGAGAUGACAUCAGUCCGGCGGGAGAAUCGGACAGCUUUGUUGUCGAGCUCCAGGUGUCCUCCUCCCGCGCUGGUUCUGUUGUCGACGACAACGAUCUCCAUAACGACAGCGUUGUCGAGGACGAUGACAUUGAUCAGCUGGUGAUCCAGGACUCCACCGAGGACGUGGUCCAGUAUGAUGAUGAAGAUGGCGAAGAUGACGAGGUCGCCUUGGACACUUGCGUAGUGCAGAUGGGGGAGGACGAGGAGGAGGAUGAAGCGGUUGCCGUAGCACGGGUCGUCGGUGGCAACGGGGAGGGAGAGAGGGAGGGGAGAGAGGAAGAGGAGGAGGAGGAGGAGGAGGAUGAGGAGGGCUGUGGAGACUACCUGAUGAUCUCACUGGAUGAGGCAGGUAAGAUGGUGUCCGGGGAGGAGGAGGGGUCAGAGGUCGUGGCCGCCGAUGACAAAGGGGAUGGACAGGAGGUCAUAAAGGUCUACAUCUUCAAGGCGGACGACACUGGAGAGGAGAUGGGUGACACAGAGGUGGUCGGUGAUGGGGAGCCUCCCUCGGGUGACAAGAUGGUCUACAUGUCUGUCAGUGACAGUAACCACGGUGACUCCAAGCUCUCAGAGGAGGUGUACAUGGAGGUCGUGGUAGGAGGGGAGGAGCCUAAUGGCAGCGCUAAUCCUGGUCGUUGCUAUGACAACACUACCCUUAGCAAAGAGUUCACACCAGCGACAUGGGCAUCAGCAUAUGACUCCAUGGCAGAACCCCGUAAUGGUGCUGCCAGCGCCUUCCUGCACAUGGAAGACCCAAUGGGCGGAGCUAAUAAAGGCCGGAGGAGAGCAGAGCCAAGACAGGUGCAGACUGCGAUCAUCAUCGGACCGUAUGGUCAGCCCCUGACUGUCUACCCCUGCUUCCUGUGUGGCAAGAAGUUUAAGUCCCGUGGGUUUCUACGGCGACACCAGCGUACGCAACACCAGGAACUCCUCACGAAGAGCAGGAAGAAGGUCCAGCCCAGUCCCUCCCCCGACUCGUCAUCCGUGGCGCUGGCCUUCAGCUGUGAGACGUGCGGCCAAAGCUUCAGCCAGCAGCACGCCCUCUUCACCCACCGCCUGCAGCACCACCCCCCCGCGGACCCCCCCGCCCCCGCGCCCCGCCUCGCCGACGCCGACGACGACACCCCCCAGAAGCAGCCAGCGGACGCCCCCAAAACACACAAGUGCAAAUACUGCGCGUUCCACGCGUCCGAGCCUGGCCUGCUGCAGAGACACCUCCAGGGGGCGCACAACCGCAACUUCCCGCACACCUGUGCGGAAUGUGGGAAGGGAUUCCGGCACCCGUCGGAAUUACGGAAGCACGCGAGAACACACACCGGGGAACGACCGUUCCGAUGUUCCCAGUGCUCUUACAAGGCCGCCGAUGCCUCCAACCUGAAGACACACAUGAAGAGCAAACACGGACACCAGGAGCUGCCAUUUAGAUGUGAGCAGUGCAGUCAGACGUUUGCCGAGGAGGAGGAGCUGAGUUAUCACGUGUCUCUGUCCCACCCGUCUGAGGAGCCCAGCCACGGCCCGGCGUCGCUAACGGCAACGGUGACCGUACCUCACCAGUGUCCGCACUGCGACCACCGAAGCUCCAACUCCAGCGACCUCAAGCGGCACGUCAUCUCCUGCCACACCAAGGAGUACCCCCACGUCUGCGAGGCGUGCGGCAAGGGCUUCCACCGGCCCUCGGAGCUCAAGAAGCACGAGGCGUCCCAUAAAGCGUCGUCGCCCGGGGCGGCAACAGGCUCCCCUGCGUCUGCGCCUGCGCCACCUAGCACCAAGAAGCUCCACCAGUGCCGCCACUGCAGCUUCAAGAUCGCCGACCCCUUCGUCCUGAGCCGACACAUCCUCUCGGUCCACACCAAGGAGUCCGCAGGAGGAAGCGCCCAGUCCUCCGACGCCGGCCAAUCGUCUCCCACUUCGCCAGCGCAGGCAUCCCAGCAGCCGUCAUCGCCGCCGGCAACAACAGCAUCACCACCACCAAAAGGGAGCAGCCACAAGAAGUCGUCCCCUCCCUCGGUGAAGAAGGCUGGUGGGGGGGGCGUGAGCGCCGGGGGCGGGAGCUCCAAGGCGGCGGCGGCGAGGGUUCUGUCUCACCCGCCCCGCGAACGCCGGGUCUACCAGUGCCAGUACUGCGACUACAGCACCGGGGACGCGUCCGGCUUCAAGAGGCACGUCAUCUCCAUCCACACGAAAGACUACCCGCACCGCUGCGAGUACUGUUCUAAAGGGUUCCGCAGGCCCUCGGAGAAGAACCAGCACAUCGUCCGCCACCACAAGGACGUGGUGCAGCCAAGUAGUUAAAAAAGACAUAAAGGCCCCUAGAACGGCGGCACUUAGAACCGUUUUGUGCUGCAGGCCGGUAGUUAAGGACCUGGGUCGUAGAAAGGCACUAGAACUGUAGAAUGCUCUGGACGGAGACGGAGGAGGAGGAGGAGGCAGAUCAUCUGUCUAUCAUCUGCACCUGCUGUAGGUCAUGAGGUCAUCCUCCGCUGACAUCAUGAGGUCAUUCUCCACAGACAUCAUGAGGUCAUCCUCCGCUGACAUCAUGAGGUCAUCCUCCGCUGACAUCAUGAGGUCAUUCUCCACAGACAUCCUGAGGUCAUCCUCCGCAGACAUCAUGAGGUCAUUCACCUCAGACGAGGGGUUCUGGACAGAUUUCCCUUAAGGGUUGAAAGGAACUCAAAAACCUGUUAAAAUGCUUCAGCGAUUGGACAGAGCAGUGAAAUAAAUACACCAAACACUCACAUCAGAUAGCUGGGUGUAGAUAUGAGGGAGAAUCCCCUAUUUAAGCUCCUAAUGUAAAGGUUUUAUCUUGUUUGAAUGAAUUUCACAUUUCCACCAUCAACUAGGGCUGUGUAUCAACCCCCACAUGUUUUUAUUCCAACGCUGAUAAGGUGACACACACACACACACACACACACACACACACACACACACACACACAGACACAGACACACACACACACACACACACACACACACACACACAGACACACACACACACACACACACACAGAACUUUGGCACUGAUCCCUAUGAGCUAGAUGUCAUCCUUGUGGCCUGUGACCUUUUCCAUCCGUUUUGAUUUAGCUGGUCGGAAUGCUGAUGCAGAUAAACAGGACACUAGAAAAAAGUGAAUCUCCCUCAUUACCUGUUUUUUUUUAUUGAUGCAAAAUAUAUAUUUUUUAUUUUAUUUUAUUUUAGUGUGCAUCAAUAAAUACCGCUUAUGAGGGAGAUAAACUGUAAACAGUAGUUUUUGGAUUCACCCUGUCCUGCACCCGGGAUGUGCACAUGGACUUUAAGACAUUAGCCCUAACCCUGAACAGACAUUAAAUGGACCAAAACACAAAACAACAACAACAACAACAACAACCCCAACUCCAACCCUUGGCUAACCCCAACCCCUAAGACUCAAAUACCUUAGUGUUGUUGCUUUUCCUGUAAACUCCCCCGUGUGUCGGCUUGGGUA